Messenger RNA from Branchiostoma belcheri (Belcher's lancelet), 933 nucleotides. RefSeq lists its product as uncharacterized. Gene Ontology annotation, molecular function: protein binding. The transcript has 3 exons. The record is from RefSeq and is a predicted model, not a curated record. The coding region runs from base 109 to 489 and encodes 126 amino acids. NCBI's taxonomy places the organism in Eukaryota, Metazoa, Chordata, Leptocardii, Amphioxiformes, Branchiostomatidae.
CUCUCUGAUGGCGCAAUCUCUUCCGAACAAGUCAAUACUGUUCAACAAUAACCAGAACGUGCAGCUGAGUCUGUUUUCCACACAUAAUUCAGCUAAUUUCGUAAGACUAUGGCUCAAGGGUACAAAAGCGGGGGUCCUGGCGACGGAGAUUAUUGGGGUUCUGACCCAAAUCGUACUAGGGGCUCGACAGUACAGGGCUUCAAGCAAGUUCCUUCGGCUCCCUACAAUUUGAGGUGCGAAGCCAAGUCGUACCAAGAAGCCACCGUGUUCUGGGAGUUACCUACAGGGAAAGAGAUUUCCUCCAUCAACCUCCAGCUCUUCAAGGACCAGGGCUAUGGAUCCUGGAGCAAAGUCAAAGAGGACUCUUUUGAGAGUACCACACGUUCGGUUACAGUCACCACCAGUGGUCCCUUGGAAAAAUACGCACUGCAAGUACGGGCUGACAACCGCUUUGGGCACGGAGACCCUGAAAGUAUCAAGCUUGGAUAAGUGGUUUCGGUAAGACUAUGGAGUUAAGAAGACUGUAACCUGGUGACUUCUACUACGGUCUGGGACCACCACGUCUGCAAAUUAUCUUAUGUUCAAAUACUCUGGCUUUAGAUUCUCUUAAAUGUAUACAUAGCGUAUUUGGUUUCGGAUAUUAUUUGUCAACCUGGGUUAAGGGACCAAGGUACAAGGCAUUAUUGUCAAACAUUGUUAUUUUCUAGUUAUCCAUGUAGGUCUAUACUGUAUACAGAGGAAUUAGUAUUCUUACGCGAUGGCUGUAACAUCGUUUUAAAACAUUAAAUUAAAACAUCUUCGUUAUGUAAGUUAUCAUGUAUUUAGUCUAAUAUCCAUGCACUACCUAUAAGGGGAACCUAAUGUUUACUAACACGUGUUCGUCUGUAGAUUACGUUUCUCGUUCAACAUCGUUUGUAAACACUUGGUAGUCAG